Molecule: messenger RNA, 2823 nt
Organism: Dioscorea cayenensis subsp. rotundata (Guinea yam)
Lineage: Eukaryota; Viridiplantae; Streptophyta; Magnoliopsida; Dioscoreales; Dioscoreaceae
Product: disease resistance protein RPS2-like
Exons: 3
Coding region: 1-2823 (940 amino acids)
Molecular function (GO): ATP hydrolysis activity; ADP binding; protein binding
Source: RefSeq, a predicted model, not a curated record
AUGAAUCUCAUCAACCCUGUUGUGAGUUCUGUUGUUCCCUACGUGUUGAAUCCUAUUAUGCGCCAAUUCAAGUACUUGUUCUUACCCAACAACAAUGUCAAAGCCGUUGUUGAUGCCAUGGAUGUACUAAGAGCCAAGAAGGACAUCCAAAAUGCAAAGCGAGAAGGCGAAGAUUGCUCCCCAGAAAUGGAGUUCUGGCUUGAAAAGGUUGAAAACAUUGAACGUGAUGUGGCUGCCAUAAAACAAGAAUAUUAUCUAAGAAAAAAGUGCAUAGGAAUCUCUUCACUCAAUCUUGUUUCUAACUACAAGAUCGGCAAACGAGCUUUUAAGACGAAAGAGGAGCUAAUGCAAUUACUGAACAAAAGUUCUAAGUUUGAGGUGAUAUGUCGCUAUCUUAAAGAAAACACUGCGGGGAUAGUUGGGAUAUGGGGCAUGAGAGGCGUUGGCAAAACCAUACUUCUAAGAAGCAUCAACAAUGAAUUCAUUCACAACAAAGAUGGCAUGUUUGAUCAUGUCAUUUGGGUUGCAGUUUCUCAAAAUAAUAUUGAAAAGGUUCAAUCUGAUAUCGCUAAGUAUUUGGGAUUAUCAUCUGCUGAUGCUAGUGCAAUUUGUGAUUUCUUGAGCAGAAAAAGUUUUCUGUUACUGUUAGAUGAUCUCUGGAGCUCACUUGAUCUCGAGACGAUUGGAGUACCUGAGAUUCAACAUGAUGCUCAAGAUGAGAACAAGAGGAUGGUGGUUUUCACAACACAGUCCAAGGCAAUUUGCCGUAGUAUGGAAGCUGAUACGAAGAUCAGAAUGGAGCCCUUGGAUGAUGAUGCAGCAUGGAGUUUGUUCAAUGAGAAAGCAGGUAAAGAGCUCAUUGCAUCUGACGAAAAAAUUGAAUAUCACGCUAAGGAUAUCACAGAGAAAUGUGCUGGACUUCCACUUGUUCUUGUCACUGUUGGCAAAGUGAUGUCGACCAAGAAGAGCCCACAAGACUGGGAGGGUGUUGCCACCAUGAUGGGAAAAUUUCCAGGGAUGAAAGAACCAAGCUUAUUUCCUUUUCUAAAGAUCAGUUACGACAGUUUGGAGGGUGAUUCUUUAAGGCAAUGCUUCUUGUAUUGUUCUUUAUGGGGUGAGGAUGAGCAAAUACCUACAGAUGAACUCAUAGAGUGUUGGAUGGGGCAUGGCUUAUUAGGUGAUUUUGAUGAACUUAAUGAAGCUUACAUUAAGGGUGAGACUAUUAUUGGACUUCUUAAAGAAGCAUGCUUACUAGAAUCAGGAGUCUUGAAACAACCGGUUUUAAAAUCUAGUGAUUUAACAAGCAAUGUGAAGCUUCAUGGUAUGGUCCGAGAUCUUGCACUGUGGAUAGCUUCCGAUUGUCACGAAAAUAAGCGAGGAUGGUUAGUGAAACGACAGAGAAACUUAAAAAGAUUGCCCAAAGAUCUCAGUGGCAGGGAAGUGAUUUCUUUGGCAAAUAACAAAUUAAGAUCAUUGGAUCAAUCUGCUAAAUUCAACAAGCUCAGAACAUUUAUGCUCCAAGGAAAUGAAAAUCUCGACCUCAUUUCUCCAGGCUUCUUUAUGACAAUGCAUUUCCUCAAGUAUUUGGAUCUAUCCAAAACCAGUAUUACUACUUUGCCAGAAGAGAUACGCAUGUUGCAGGAGUUGCAAUAUCUCAAUUUAUCAUUCUCAUCUAUCAUUUCUUUGCCUUCAACUUUGGGUGAUUUGAAUCAGUUGAAGUAUCUAUAUUGUGGUAAAGCAUCAAACCUGAAGGAUAUUCCUCAAGAUCUCAUACCAAGGUUGACAAAGUUGAAUGUAUUGGAUUUAUAUUCAACUGGCGUAUAUUUCUUCAAAGGAGCAUAUCUUGAUGACAUGGAAAAUUUUUUAUGCAAAUUAAAAGGAGUGGGGAUCAACAUAGAAGGCGUUUCUGCAUUAAAACGACUCUCAUGUGUUCCUAAGCAGAAAGUGCAGUUGACAGAGGGAUUCUAUGAAUAUCUAACUUCAGUCAGCAUAUCCCCAUCCCUACUUGGAAUCAACAGCAAGACAAGCCUUCAAGAACUCCAAAUUUUGGGCAUUUCACCAUUAAAGGAGUUGGUCAUGAAAACAGAGCAUGAAGAUUCUUGGUGUCUUUCUCAUCUGAAAAGCUUACGUUUAAAGUUUCAUCCUAAGCUGAGAAAUAUCAUUUGGGAAGAUUUGGAAGCAAGACAUUUUCUCCCCAAGCUUGCUUACUUAUCUAUCUAUAAAUGUGAUAGCUUGACUAGCUUGUCUUGGGUUGCUCAGCUACCAUCUCUGCAAAUUCUCAAGAUACGCAAAUGUUGUAAACUGAUGAGUAUUAUAGCUGAUGAUCAUCACAAAAUGAUCGAGGAUGGAACUCCUUUCCAAAGCCUCAAGACCUUGAUUCUUGAUAAUUUACCAGAUUUGGAUUCCAUCUAUGAGGGAAAACUAUCCUUCCCUUCCAUUGAAGCAAUUAUAUUGAGUAAAUGUUGGAAAUUGGGAAGCCUCCCACUUGGAUAUGACAGUGCUAAGAAUAUGACGUACAUAAGUGUGAAACCAGGAUACUUGUGGGAUGACAUGAAUUGGGCAUUCAAGUGUCGUUUCUCUCGUUUUGUUGUUCAGCGUAGCGUGGAGUGGACUAUCUUUAACGGUGAUCGAAAGGAAGCAGAGAAAGGGUUUAAAGAAGGAGAUCUCAUUAAGGAAGACAUAAAGACAAUGAAGACAGAUCCAAAGAAGGAGGUCUCAUUAAUAGGAAGAGGAAAUGGGUUCCCCCAGGUGGUACCAGUAAUGGAGUUGAUCUUUGUAAGCAAUGAGAUGCAUUCAUCUAAAUGCAGUUAUGAAAUUUUGUAA